Molecule: messenger RNA, 744 nt
Organism: Aureobasidium pullulans EXF-150
Lineage: Eukaryota; Fungi; Ascomycota; Dothideomycetes; Dothideales; Saccotheciaceae
Exons: 2
Coding region: 140-673 (177 amino acids)
Source: RefSeq, a predicted model, not a curated record
CCCAAAUCAUGACGUUUGCUCGCCAUCAUGGUGCCCGUCAUCAAAACAUAGACCAUUCUUAAGUGCUCAAAGAGGCUCUUCAAUAAACUUCUUCCAAUUCACAAACAAUAUCAGCAAUCAAAUACACGUUCACGCAAACAUGGCUUUCACUCAAUCUUCGCAAGGCACUCACGCCACCAGAGAGGCCACUUCUGAGGAGCAAAAGUUCAUCACCGAUAUCCUCAAGCUCUACCAGGCGGAGCCCAAUGAGCAGAGCUACACCCACUAUGCCGAGACUGCCGUCUUCCACGACCCUGUCAGCAUUGCAAAGGGCAAGGAGAGCAUCAUGUCGCAGUUCAACGGCAUGCCCAAGAUCUUUGCGCGUAGCGAGACAAAGGAGGUCGCAGUUCUUGCAUCAUCAACACCUUCUCAGCUCGAGUUGAACUUGACACAGCACUACGUCUUCAAGUCACCUAUUCCAUUCAAAAAGGAGGGUACCGAGAAGACUGUCAACAGCAAGUUGACUUUCAAGCUCAACAGCCAGGGCUUGAUUGAGGAACACAUUGAAGAGUGGGACCACGAAGGCAACAAGACUGCUGAUGAUGGGUUCAUGGGCAAACUCCAAGAGCAGCGCAAGAAGUUUGAUGCAAAGCUGGUCGAGAAGACCGUCUCUAGCGAUCCUUCAAAGGCAUAAAGGAAUGAUGCUUUGAUGCAGCAUAGAGUAUGAAGCUUAUGAAGUAAUGAACAACAUCAAUACCAGUACAA